AAAAAACAACUAAAAAUGUCACAAAAUAGCACCGUGGAGGAUACAAAACCAGACAAGCGAAAGCGAAAGCCAAAUUUUUCUCAAAGAGAGUUAAACGUCAUCACCGAGAGCGUUGAGACCAAAAAAGACAUAUUGCAGUCUAAGUUUACUAACAACCUUACAAACCAAAUGAAGCAGAAAGUGUGGUUGGACAUCACCGCAAAGGUAAAUGCCGUGGGUGUGGCUUACCGCACUGUGGAAGAGGUCAGGGUUAAAUGGAAGGCGCUGUUCAGCGUGGCAAAAAAAGAAUACUCCGUUGCCAAGAAGGGAAAGCGGCAGACUGGCGGGGGUCCGCCGCCGAAGGAGCCCUCCGAAAUAAGCAAGCAAAUAGUGGAGGUUUAUGACAACACGCCGGGGUUCUCCGGGAUCGAAGGAGGGUUCGAGACAGGAGAAAAUAUCUACCAAGAACUGCUGGAAACAUCAGAAGAUGUAGUGGGUGAUGAGUUCCCCACAAUUGCAUUUGAUGAUAUUGUAGAAGAGCCGACUAUUGCUGUCCUUGCUGAAGCCCCUGUCCCUAAGAGUAAUAAGAGAAAGAAAAGGUACACUGCAGAUGAUUUACUUACCCUGCAGUGUGAAACUCUCCAACUGCAGAAAGAGUAUAUAAUAAUGAAGAAGGAGAAAUUAGCUCAAGAGUUAAGGGUCUUGAAAAUGUCUAAUUCUCAAGACCUUUAACUCUUUAGAUUUUUUUACAAGCUGUUUGGAAUAGUAUUCUUAGGGUUUGGGAUAUAGGCUCUGAGCAAUGAUGUCAUGCUUGAGGCUAUUUCGGGCAAGUUAGCCAUGUUUGGAUUUCAAAGAGACUCAGUGCAUUGCUUUCGGCUAGUGAAAAUUGUAAUCUGGAUUUCUUUUUUUAAGUUUUAAAAUAAUGUUGACGGAUCUAGUCAGAAUGGCAUGGCAAUGAAAAUCAAACAAGCAAGUGUAAAUAUAAAGUAAAGUCUCCAAGAGAGUGAAGUCUACAAGACACUUCACAGGAUGACAUCUUCCAUUUAAAAAUAAUGAAUAAAAGCCUUAAAAAAUACUUCAAAAA
Messenger RNA from Nematostella vectensis (starlet sea anemone), 1063 nucleotides. Its product is annotated as myb/SANT-like DNA-binding domain-containing protein 4. Gene Ontology annotation, cellular component: nucleus. The transcript has 2 exons. Bases 16 to 711 code for a protein of 231 amino acids. The record is from RefSeq and is a predicted model, not a curated record. Lineage: Eukaryota; Metazoa; Cnidaria; Anthozoa; Actiniaria; Edwardsiidae.